Molecule: messenger RNA, 2112 nt
Organism: Solea senegalensis (Senegalese sole)
Lineage: Eukaryota; Metazoa; Chordata; Actinopteri; Pleuronectiformes; Soleidae
Gene: lrrtm4l1
Product: leucine rich repeat transmembrane neuronal 4 like 1
Exons: 3
Coding region: 383-2083 (566 amino acids)
Cellular component (GO): plasma membrane
Molecular function (GO): protein binding
Source: RefSeq, a predicted model, not a curated record
CAGAGGAGGUUCGCUGUGGAUCUGCUGCUGUGUUGUGUUCAGGGACCUUCAUGUCGUAGAAGCUUCAUGUUGCUUCUCUCUGGAGUCUUUGAGUCUUUGAGUCUUGGAGGAUCUUUGAUGGCUCAGGUUUCAGUGUCGUCUCUGGAAAGUUGCGCAGCGUCAGGAAUCGUGGACGCAAACUUUCACAGCUUCUCAUAAACGAGUGAUAGAUUUGAAUGAUUUCUCGUUUUCGUAUUUAAAUCUUAAAAUGUUUAGAUUAAAAUGUUUAGAUUAAGAUGAGGAUUAACGCAGGUGAGUCACGCGCGCUGUGAGCUCCGCGGCUCAGCUGCUGCAAGAGGAGAAGUCGUGAUCUGUGCGGCAGAGGACGCACCGAUGAGACAACAUGGGUCCACUGCUGUGUGAUGGACGACUGGCACACUUGCUCUUUCCUCUCCUCCUCCUCCUGCGGGCUCCUCUGCUGUUCAGCUUCGGAGAGCGCACCUGCCCCAACAGCUGCCGCUGCGAGGGGAAAACUGUCCAUUGUGAUUCAUCGGGCUUCUUGGAGGUUCCAGAAAACAUCACCGUCGGCUGCCAGGGCCUCUCACUGCGCUACAACGAGCUACACACCCUGCUGCCCUAUCAGUUUGCCCACCUCGGCCAACUCCUCUGGAUUUACUUGGACCACAAUCAGAUUUCAGCUGUUGACAGUCGGGCAUUCCAGGGCGUCCGGAGGCUCAAAGAGCUUAUACUGAGCUCCAAUAGGAUCAGGUCCCUGCACAAUUCGACAUUCCAUGGAAUUCCCAAUCUCCGCAGUCUGGACUUGUCCUUCAACAAACUGGAAGUCCUUCAGCCAGGUCAGUUCCAUGGCUUACGAAAACUGCAGAAUCUACAUCUACGCUCAAAUGGUCUCUCCAACAUCCCAAUUCGAGCAUUCCUUGAGUGCCGUAGUUUGGAGUUUCUGGAUUUGGGCUACAAUCGGAUCAAGGCUCUCACUCGCACCACCUUUUUGGGCCUACAGAAGCUGAUGGAGUUACAUCUGGAGCACAACCAGUUCUCAAGGAUCAACUUUUUUCUGUUUCCACGCUUAGCCAAUCUGAGGUCACUGUACCUGCAGUGGAACCGCAUCAGGGUGGUGAACCAGGGCCUUCCGUGGACUUGGUAUACGCUGCAGAAACUCGAUCUGUCGGGGAAUGAAAUCCAGACCCUGGACCCUGCUGUGUUUCACUGUUUGCCCAACCUUCAAGUCCUAAACCUGGAGUCCAACAAACUGUCCAACGUGUCUCAGGAGGCCGUGUCAGCAUGGAUCUCGCUGACCUCCAUCAGCCUCGCUGGAAACAUGUGGGAUUGUGGCACUGGCGUCUGCCCCCUUGUGGCUUGGUUAAGGAAUUUUCGUGGCAGUAAAGACACCACGAUGAUCUGCAGCAGCCCAAAAUAUCUCCAGGGGGAAAAAAUUAUGGAAGCCACAAGGAACCAUGGGAUUUGUGAAGAAACUGAUUAUGUUCUGACUGAAACACCAUCACCAAUGUCGGAGUUUAUUUCUGAAGCCACUGCCGAACCAACCUUUGCUUCCACCGGAACCUCUGCACCGUUACCACCCAGCAGCACCUUUGGUCCUCUUCCACCUUUCAGACCUCGACCUGCUCCUCAUCCUACCUUUCCAGGUCACAUGAACAAAGACCUCCGAGACUCAAUAGCUGGCACUCGACCCACUCAUGCCCCUCCCCCAGAGGUUGAGCACAUGACUGUGCACAAAGUGGUGGUGGGCAGCGUGGCACUCUUCUUCACCAUGUCCCUCAUCUUGACAGUUAUCUAUGUGCUGUGGCGGCGCUACCCGGGUGCUACCAGGUUGCUGCAGCAGCGCUCCAUGGUGGUACGCAAGCAUCGCAAAAAGAGUCCAGAGCCGGAGCAGAACCUGAGCUCCCAGCUCCAAGAGUAUUACAUGAGCUACAACCCGGCUGCCACACCAGAAGCACUGGAGGUGCUGGGCAACGGCACCGGUUCCUGCACUUGCACAAUUUCUGGCUCCAGGGAGUGUGAGAAUGAGUACACGUGUCCGCGGCCGCUGCCCGGUGCCUGGCUGGGAGACGUUCCUACCAUCCAUUAACUCGCCCACAGGGAGAGCUGUGGACGCCG